This is a messenger RNA of Bemisia tabaci, 3268 nucleotides long. Its product is annotated as very-long-chain (3R)-3-hydroxyacyl-CoA dehydratase hpo-8. Gene Ontology annotation, molecular function: 3-hydroxyacyl-CoA dehydratase activity. Gene Ontology annotation, cellular component: endoplasmic reticulum membrane. The record is from RefSeq and is a predicted model, not a curated record. Gene Ontology annotation, biological process: very long-chain fatty acid biosynthetic process; sphingolipid biosynthetic process; fatty acid elongation. Lineage: Eukaryota; Metazoa; Arthropoda; Insecta; Hemiptera; Aleyrodidae.
UUAGCCACGACAAUCCGACAAUCCGAAUCUUUCGUGAAGAAAAAGUGAUCCAGGUGACAUUCAUCAGCAUAAAUUUUUGCUCAAUCAGCGUGAUACUUGUAAUUUUAUUCAUGUGCUAGUUUAUGGUGUGGCACAUACAUUUUCCUAGUGCUCCUUUUAAUUGUGAUAAUGGCAGGUGCAAAGUCUAGUGAUAAAAGAGGGCCUGGUCUGGCCGUCAAAGUUUGGUUAUUUUCUUAUAACUUUUUGCAAGUUUUAGGAUGGAGUUAUUUGCUGUAUCAGCUUGUGAAUUACUAUACCAAUCCUCCCGCAUCUAAAGCGCCUCUUUGGGACAUUGUCAAACUUGGUGUCAUUGUAUUUCAAAAUGCAGCUUUUCUUGAGGUCAUAAACGUGGGUCUAGGAUUUGUGAAGUCAAACCUAAUCAUAACAUUUUUCCAAGUUAUGUCAAGACUGAUAGUGGUUGAUGGUCUGUUGAUUGUAACUCCCACCGCACCAGAAUCUAUUGGUUUGCCAUUGUGUAUUCUCUGUUGGUCAAUCGCAGAAAUAACUCGAUACUUGUACUAUGCACUGAAUAUCAUUGAUGCUGUUCCCUAUGCUUUGGUGUGGUGCAGGUACACAUUUUUCUGGGUUUUGUAUCCAGUUGGAAUCACAGGAGAACUUCUAUGUUACUAUGCAGCACAGUCUUAUGUCCAAGAACACAACCUAUUUAGCUUAUCUCUACCAAACAAACUCAAUAUUGCUUUCAGCUAUCACUACUUCCUUAUCUUCAUGAUGCUUCUUUACAUUCCAUUGUUCCCGCAAAUGUUCAUGCAUAUGGUUCACCAAAGAAGGAAAAUCAUUGGUGGUGGUGGAGCUGCCAAGUCAGAAGCUUCUGCAAAAGGGAAGAAAGGUCGUUAAUAUUUCUUUAGAAGUAGUUGGAGACCUAAAAUUGGUGGAAUAGAACAGUAAACUGCCAUUGCAUCAUUAUACUGGUUUUUUUUAUGUAAAAAACUUUAGAAAUUUGUAUAGGAGCAAAGGCUUCAGAAGGAUACACCAUGAGUCCUAACGGUUUUUAGAUCUUAAAUAUUAUUCUCAAUUCAGUCAGGAUAUUAUUGGAAGAUGAGUUAUCUCUCUGAAUCGGAUGUUUGGAAGAGAUCCAAGCGCAAUCUUCAGCAUAACUUCUUCUUGUGUCAGUUUCUAGCCUUGCAAUGUGGUGUUUUUUUUCCUUUCUUUUUUUUGGAACCAACUAAUGGGUUAGAUUUACCUCAAGGUCAAUCAGCGCAGGUCAGUCCAAAAGCGAAGUUUAACCAUCUGUUUACCGAAAGGUCUGAGCAUAAAAACAAUAAAAAAUGGAUUCGUCGCACGCAAGAGAUACAGAUAAGUGAGUAGUUCCUGCAGGUAAUAUUUCAUGAUAAAAGGAGAGUGGCACUUAAAAAUGUUUAAAAUUUUCUCUUUAUUGCACUUAUUGUGCAGUUUGUAACUUGCUUUUUCAAAUUUCCUUUGUCCAUGGGCAGUUCUAUGUAGUCGUCAGCGACUGGGUUUGUCCAGAAGUCCGUAAGAAAACCCUACCUAAAAAAUCCAUCUUUCAAAUUUUCUCUGAUGUAUGAGACCAAUUGUUGAAAGUCUUCUUCCUUAUUUCUGUGUGUUGCAAAAAUGAAAGCUUUAAAUCCAUUUCUUUAAAUUACGUUCGAGGAAAGUUUGCAACAGUUUGCAUUGAUUAUUUAUCUUGGUCAGGUUUGCUUGCGUCACUCUGGGUAAUCGUGAUUGCCAGCCACUCAGAAUAACUUGCUGAUGUGUGAAUUACGGAAAAGCAUUUUAUUUAUAAGCUACACAAAUUACACAUCAGGCAAUGGAUUCCAGACCCUUUGAUGUUUCCAUUAUGAUUUUUGUCGACUUCACCUGCAGAAAGUUUAUGGCUGUAUCUCUUGCAUGCACUAGACCCAUUGGUGUGAUUAUAGCUUUUUGCAUUUCUUCUAUCCUGAUCACAAAGAUCUUGCAAAGAUCUGAAGGACUGUGCAUUUGAAGCAGCAUACCGAGGGAGCGGGGACGUUUUGAAAGUAGCGGAAGCGCAACUCGGAUUUAUCAGCCCUAGAUGGAGAAAUUUUAAAGGUUAACUUGUCAUUGAACUGAUUUGAUCCUGCAAACUUAACCUCAACCCUAGGCACAAUUUGGAACCGAGUCUAUAAAAACCGUGUAUGGGGUAUAAUACUCGUAUCUCUCUUUGUAGAGUCCUAUUUCUCAAUCAUUCUCCAAUGAAUCUCUUUAGCCUAUUAUAUUGUAUCAGUAAAGGGUGAAUGAUGAAUUGUAUGUAUAUGAUUUUUUAGUAAGUACACCUCACUUUCACGAUGAAGUAAAGACUAAUUCUGUUAUUUUAUUUAUUAAGCCUGUUUCUAUUUUUUUUUAUCCUCUUUUUCAUUUGUUCAAAAGUAAGUUUGUACCAUUUUCUUGCCAACUUAAAAAAAUAUAUGUAUUCUCAAGGUUAAAUUGGGAAGUGGAAACUACUAAUAAGGGAUUUAGGUUCUACGUAAAUAUAAGUUUAAGAUUUUAUGCAUGUUACUCAGGUGAUGGCUAUCAAAAUUUCAAGCACCUUCGUUAGAAUGUAUUUAAAUGACUGUAACAUAUUACCGUAUUGAAUUUUAUCGCAAGUCUUUUGAUGAAUUCUUGUCUUUUAUCAGAUCCCGACUAUUCUUACAUUUAUUGACCUUCUAAUUUGUAACUUAAAUGCUUCUUUUUCUCCCUCUCUCUCUCAUUUGUGAUUAAGUGGUCACCCAGUAAAACCAUGGUAUGUAUUUAAAUUCCUUUAAAACAUAAGAGUUCAGACUGCACACAAUAUGCUGAUAUGAGUUUGGUUCUUUCUUCAUUUAUGAUAGCUUUAAGUCCAAAUUUUUCAUAUCAUGUACCUAUUGCUACUAUUUUUUCUCAAAAAUGUACUGUCAUAUGAAAAAAUUAUCCAUUCAAUUUAGAGGAAAUAUGUAGUUCAAAUGUUCAACCAUUCAGGACAUCAAAGCGUUGCACAAUUUUUCUUUUUACUUGUGUCUCUUAUGUAAAUCGAAGUUGACUUAAUUCACAGGUAUCUGUGGGAGGGAUCAUCUUUCUAGCAUUAAGAACUGCAUUGUUACUUUUUACAAGGUCCUUAUAAUCUCUGCAAGGUAUUUUGUAUCAAGGUGUUAUACUCAUCAUAAGGUUACGAAUUCUCAAAACUUUUUAUGACCUCUUUGUUAUUUUGUUUACACAUUGUUGUUCUUUUUCUUUUGAAAAUUUAUGUGUAAAUACAUAUUUUUUUUACCGAAUA